This is a messenger RNA of Phyllopteryx taeniolatus (common seadragon), 7749 nucleotides long. RefSeq names its product ankyrin repeat and fibronectin type III domain containing 1 (gene ankfn1a). Gene Ontology annotation, cellular component: spindle. Bases 1198 to 5466 code for a protein of 1422 amino acids. The transcript is spliced from 23 exons. Gene Ontology annotation, biological process: regulation of establishment of bipolar cell polarity; establishment of mitotic spindle orientation. Gene Ontology annotation, molecular function: protein binding. Lineage: Eukaryota; Metazoa; Chordata; Actinopteri; Syngnathiformes; Syngnathidae. The record is from RefSeq and is a predicted model, not a curated record.
GCUCGGCGGCGGCCGUGUGCUUUGGCGUCGUCUCCAUCCACUUUGAUCACUUCAAAAUGCAGCUUGUUUGGACAAUGCGCAGGCAAAAGGAAUUUUUUGAAUUUUACAUAUUGUAUUUGCGUCCUGUUUUUGUUCUUAUAUCGCUAAUAGGACUGUCUUUCUACAGCCAGCAGAGGGCGCUUCGACUUCUCAAAUGAUAAUGUAAUUCUUCUCCAUGGUCAGCAGAGGUCGCUUUUAUGGAAAGUGGAUGAAAUAUUUCAAACUUCACUUUGACUGUGCAUAUUCUCAAUUCUUAUUUUUCAUUUGACAUUUUUCUUUGCCCACUCCAAGGGGGCAGAUAUUUUUUCACGGCACUGCAUUUUGGUGGCGCUCUUAAGGGAAGGGCGACGCCUGGAGUUGAGUUGGGGACCUUCUUUGCAUCGUCCUCUUGCUCUGAAUUACGUUGCAUCUCUUGCAGUGAAGCUCAGUGCGAGUGGGAACGCCGGAAUAACAAUUUCAGAAAAAUCAAGUUUCUUUGAGUGAAUCCAAGCAAAGCACGAACGUGAUGACACGUCAACGUGUGUGUGCGUGUGCGUCUGCGCGCACGCGCGGGCGGGCGGGCGUAUGUCCUUCCUGCCGACUCUUAUCUGUCAAGCUGAAGCCUUUUUCUCUUCUUCUCGCCUCAGCUUCAAAGCGAGUCAUCGCCGAGACCCUCCUCAUCCUCCCGCCUUGAAUUACUUUCCGUUUCUGAUUCUGUUCUUCACUUUCCCCUCCUAAUAAUUCCUGUUGUUUUCCACUUCUCCCUCAUGGUUAAGUGUCCUUCCCUCCUUCAACGUCUCCUUUUUCUCGUUCCCUCGAAGGAUCGCUUGAAAUAACUUCAACUCGAAGUCUCGAGGCGAUCAAAGCUGACAUUUGGAGCGUUUCGACUCUUGCUCGGCGGCGGUUUGCGCGCCUGGCAGCGGGCCCGACGACGAGUGCGCCUCGGGGCCGUGUUGGAUCGCGGCCGCGGGCCCAGAUGUUGCUGGGCCGGCCCGGGAGUUCGUGCGGCGGCGAGAACCGCAAUGAAAUGUGAGCCUGCUCCGUCAUUUUGGGGAUGUUUUACAAAAGACACGUUAGCAGGCCACAGCCCCGCGAGCAGAUGUUAGCGCUCUGGGAAAACAAGGGCAAGCGACACCGGGGACGCCGAGGAAAGGACACCGCCAGACGAUAUGGCUCAAGAUGUCGGUGGAUUCUGAGGAUUCUUGCGCGCUGUUGUCCUCGCGAGACUCGCGCAUCUCCUGCGUCUUCCGGGCGGCGGACGAGAAAGAUGACGUCCAGGCAGCGGGAGACGAGAGCGUUCUGGAGAUGCUGAGCUGCUCCAAGUUCUCGGACCUGGAAACAUGGCUGUGCAUGCCCUCGUCGCUCCCGCUGCCGACCUCCCCGGACUCGGACUCGGCCUCCGCGUCCGACCGCGGCGAUGGCGACAGCGAGCGGGACGGCGCCUUCCUGGCCCCGGCCUUGAGCAAGGAGACGCCCUUCCUGGUGACCCCGCUGCUGCCCGUCCUCUCGUCCACGCCCGACGCCGCCGCCGCCGCCCUGGCCACCCACGGCGCCGUCGGCAUCAGGAAGCGCCGGCGUCUCGCCGCCGGUCCCGGAGGACUUCACUGGAAGUCAACAGGUUCGCCGUGGUCACCCGAGGAGGAGGACGAGGAGGGCGGCCCGGGCGACCUGGCGAGGCGCCAGCACCCGGCCCAGCGGAGCGGCGCCGGCGAGCGGGCGGCCGUCAGGAAAACGCUUUCGGCCGACGAGCGGCUUCUGCAGCCGACCGGCGCCGAGCGACGACACCUGAAGCUGCUCGGCAGACUGGAGAGAGGACGCAAGAAGCUGCGCAACAUCCACGUCGGACGGCAAGCUCGCCCGAUUGGCGCAGAGGUGGAACGGGCGCACGGCGGCCGGCGACGCCCUGAUCCGGGACCCGCGGCCCCUGUUUUGCACGGGAAUCCCCCGCUCCUCACGAAGCCUGGACAGACGCCUCCCGGCUGUGAUGACCCAGCAGAUGCAGAACUUGCAGUUGUCUCAAGCCAAGAAGGUCCCGGGAGGGCCGGCCUCCCCCAACGCCGCCAAGCGCCUUUAUCGCAACCUGUCGGAGAAGCUGCGAGGAAGCACGUCGUCCUUCGAAGACGCCUACUUCUUCGGGAAGACCGAUCGCCUUCGCAAGGCCUCGACGAUGCAGGGCAGCGAGUGCCUGCUGGAGGCGGUGGAGCAGCAGGACGCGGACGCGGUGCGGAUCCUGCUGGGCCGCUUUUCGGCCGAGGAGCUGGACCUGAACGCGCCCGACGGCCGGGGCCUGACGCCGCUCGACGUCGCCGUCAUGACCGACGACGCGCCCAUCGCCGAGAUGCUGCUCAAGGCUGGCGCGAGGGAGGGGCCGCACUUCGCGAGCGGCGAGAGUCGCGAGGCCCACCUGGCGGCGUUGGUGGCCGAAGCGGAGCGUCGCGCCGCCGAGCUGGCGGCGCGGGCGCAGCGGGACGGCCUGUCGCUGGAGGCGUGCCACAAGGACAAGCAGCUGAGGGCCUGGGAGUGGAGGUGCACGCUCUACAAGCGCAUGGAGAGCGCAUUCCAGCACGCACGCCGACUGUUAAGGCGUCGGCGUCGGCGUUGUCCAGGUUCGCCGGAGGCCCCCGCGCGGGUCCGUCUGAGCGUCAGCAGCAGCUCCUCGCUGAGCGUCGCCUUUCAGGAACCGCGAGGCCUCAACUCCACCGUGGUCACCAAGUACAGAGGUACGCGGGCGCGAGCGCUGGCGCGCGUCACACCACUCGCCAUCAACACCACAUGGAGUGGAGCUGCUUGAAGGAUUUCUCACUGCUGGCCGGAGAGACGCUGCACGAGAACCCGCACAGCCUCAAAUGCACCAUCGGCAGCCUCAGCACGGGUCGUCUGUACUACGUGCGAGUGUCGGCCUGCAACGUGAGGGGCUGGGGUCCGCCCGCCUGCGCCUCGCCGCCGGCUGCUGCUCCUUCCAACUGGCGAGAGAGCGACGGGCGGAAGCCCAGGAGGCACAGCCACAUCGAGGUUAUGGAGCGCCUGCUGCAGCAAGUCCGAGCCACGCACUCGCUCUACUGCUGCGGAGACGCGGCCAAGCUGCAGAACCCCAGCAGGAAGCAGUCGGUCUCCCGGAGCCUCAAGCAUCUUUUCCACUCCUCCAACAAGUUUGUGAAGACACUGAAAAGGGGGAUCUACUUAGCGGCCGUGUUCUACCACAAGGACAGUUUACUGGUGACGGCCGAGGACCAGAUCCCCAUCGUGGAGGUGGACGACUCCUACGGCAGCUCCCUCAUGCAGGACUUCCUGUGGUUCACUAAGCUGUCGUGCAUGUGGGAGGACGUCCGGUGGCUGCGCCAGAGCACGUCGGUGUCCACGUCGUCGUCGUCCACGCUGCAGGCCCGCCACAAGAUGCUGAGCGCCGCCGGGCAGCUGCAGAGCCUGCUGGGCACGCACAACCUGGGCCGCGUCCACUACGAGCCCAUCAAGGAUCGCCACGGCAACGUGCUGCUGGUGACCGUGCGCGACGCCGAGGGCCAGCGCUCGCUCUUCGGCGGCAAGUGGAUGCAGGUGGCCAAACUGCAGAGUCAGCGCAAGUCCUUGUCCACGCCCGAGGAGCCGUACGCCCUCGACGUCCUCGUCAUCACCCUCCAGGACGUGGUGGCGUACCAGCGGCGCAGCACGCAGCGCCUGGCGCCGGGUCUCUACCUGGGCUACCUGAAGCUCAGCAGCUCGGUGGACCAGAUCCGCGUUCUGGUCUCUCAGCGGACCCCCAACAUGCUGUGUCACGCCCGCGUGCGGGAAAACGCCAACGUGUCCAGGGAGGAGUGGGAUUGGUUCCGCACGCUGUCGACCGACGGCGAGGAGGGCGAGGAGGCUCGGCCCGAGAGCCGCGCCGGCCACGCGCCGCUCCUCUUCUACGAGCUCCAGAUGGCCAUCAAGUCGCUGCUCAAGAACCUCCACCUACCUCUGCACCAGGCCCGCCACUUCCGCCUGUACAGCCAGGAAGUGGUGGAGCUGGGUCACGGCGUCUGCUUCCUGCUGCUGCUGCCGGCCGCCGACGACGUCUGCUCGGCCCCCGGCCAGUCCAACCCCUACGCGCCGCUCUCGGGCUUCCUGCACCUGCCGCUGCAGAUGUUUGAGCUCGUGCACUUCUGCACCUACAAGGAGAAGUUCAUCAGUUUGUACUGCCGCCUGUCGUCCGUGCUGGACCUGGACGGCCUCAUCACCCAGCAGGCGCUGCGGGAGGCCAUCACGGACGGCGAGGUGGCCGGCGCCAAAACGAGACAUCAGCUCAUACUCGACUACGUCCAGCAGCUGGACGAGACGCGGCGAGACCUCCGCUGGCUGACGGACGCGCUGCAGUACGCCCGCUACAAGCACCCGCGCGGCGGCGUACCCGUCACCUGCCUGGUGGAAAGCGACGACGGCCAGCAGAAGACCGACUCCACCUCGUCCGCCAUGGACUACCUGCCCUCGCCCUCGCCCUCGCCUUCGCCGUCGCCCUCGCCGGAACUGUGCAGGAGGAAGGCCAUCAGCGACUCGCUCCCGGGCUCGGACGAGGACGGCUGCUCGGAGGUGUUCCUGCCCACGGACAGCGACUACGACUCCAGCGACGCCCUGAGCCCCCGGGAACUGGACCUGCUCUACUCGCCCCCCCGGGACCUGUCCCGGCAGGCCGUGCACUCGCUGGGGGGGAGCGCCCCCGACGUGCUCCAGAUCCACGAGCUCAGGUACAGCACCCCCCCUGUUCAGGACCGCCCCCGGUCGCCUGCCCCGAAGGAGCCCAAGUCCAAAGAAGGCACGGCGCCCUUCCCGCCCCACUCGUCCUCGGUCUCCAAAGACUCUGCCGCCUCGCCCUCCGCUCUGCCACGCUCGCCCUCGCUCCCCCGGGCGCCGUCCUUGUCGCCGUCCGCCCCGCUGCCCCCCCGCUUCUCCGGCGACCUCCCGCUGUCCUUGCCGCUCUGCCCGGCGUUGUGCCACACCACCGAGACUCUGGAGGGCCUCUCGCUCUCAAGGACCCGGCAGGAGGGGGGCGCCCCCCAGCUGAGGCCCGUCCCCAACCCCCCCUCCAAGCGCAAGCUGCUCUCCAGGAGCCACCGGGGCCAGUAUUUCAGCGGGCCCCAGCGCUGGCUAAGGGGCCACAGCGGCGAAAGCCACACGGGGUCUUUAUCCGAGGGCGUCUACACCGAGCAGCGCGACCCGGACCCGCCGCCGCCGCCGGCCUCGCACGGCGCCACCUACGUGAGCCGCACCGACUGCGUCCUGGAGAGCCGCGAGGGGCGCCUGCGCGAGCACGGGCCCCACGUGAGACGGAUCUUCCUGGAGGCCCGCGAGGAGCUGGAAGGGGCGGCGGCGGGGUCGGAGGGCGGGGGCGAGGACCCGGAAGGGGCGGCCGGACAGGACGUCGACUCGGACGACCAAACCAACGCGCAGGUGUCGGAGAUUCUCAGCAGCACGCUCUAGGCCCCCGAAAGCGUCGCACGUCCGCAUGUCCGUGGCUGUUCUUUUUUGAAAAGGUCGUUUUCUAGGAUUACACCAUUGGCCGCUACGUCUGCGGCGUUGCCACGCCAUUCCGGCCGCCCGGGUUUUAAUCACAGCAAAACUAGCGGCCAACGGUCAGCCACUCGUACACUAGUUGCCGCGUCGCUCAGCCUAAAACGGUUCCUAACGUGUACAUUAUGUUGUUUCGGUGAACUGGAAAGUCUUCAACCUGGCGAAAAAUGGAUGAGAGGUAUGUUUUGAAGGACAGGAAAAUGGUUUGUGUGUGGACACAUUUGGCUUUUUGAAGUAUCCGUCCGUGUACACGUGGCCAUUGUAGCCCCGCCCCCCCCACCAUGAACACCUCUCCACGAUGCCCCCCAUCCCGCAUGGACGGACAGAAUCUGAGGCGACCACCGCUUUUCCAAUUUGGCACUUCCUGUUGAUGAGCUUCCGAAGUCGGACCGCUCUGAAGGGAAGACGGCCUUGUCCUGUAGCCACUUUUUGUAGCCAUCUGUAGGACCCCGACCAGAUCUCGUAUCGGUACCUUGGGAAAUGAACUGAUUGGAAAGCAAGCGUACAUUUUUUCCAUGCGGGGAAUGUGGAGAAGAUCAAAACUGCAUAUAGAAAAGGCCCCAAGAACAGGUUUGAAAUGUGAUCCUUCUUGUCCUGCUUGACUCCUGACGGGGUCACGACUUAAGACUGUUGACCAGUUUCACAUCUACCCAAAGUUCAAAUCUGAAAAAAAACUUCAGUGGAGUAGAUACAAACUCACACACAGGAAGCAUCAAGUGUUACGAGUGAACCGACACGGGACCGGGGACCUCGGUCUACUCGCCGCUCGGCCGCCCUGCUCCUUGACUCGUGCCGCUUUCGGGACAUUCCAGUCGGUCGGCCAGUUACAAAUCCCCCGAACUUCAAAACCAUUUGAAUUUCAGUUGUUGAGCCUGCAGAGACGAUAGAAACACACGCGAAGCAUCGGGUGUUCUGAAUGGUCUGAGCCGGAAGCGGGGACCUUCUUGUCCUCGACUUCCCGCGUGUUGGGCGGUUCCCGACCUCCCAAAGUCCGAAGCUCAGCAGCCUCUCGAGGAGGAAGCGCUCGUGUGGCGAGCGUCUCGCUGACCUCUCGCGUGCAUCGUAGAAACCGAAAGUUGCUGGUUCAACUCAGCCCAUCCUCGGACCUCCUCCCGGCGUCGACUGUUACACAGAUGUUAAUCAAUGCAAGCGGGAACGGGAACUUUGCACAUUGUCCACCCGAAAAAAACAAAAAGAAAAAUGUUGUGCUCAGUGGUGUGAAUCUGGAUGGCCGGCUCGUGGCGGGUCGACUUGACGUGACUGCAUGCAGACUUGAAGUCCGCAGUGUCCGGUGAUCUGUUUUCACACAAAUUUCAAUGCGCUGAAGCCACGCCCCCCGCUCAACUUUCAAUCAAAGCCCCCUUGUACCGCCCGGAAAAAUGGAUGCUACUUUGUCUAGUAUCUUUCUUACGCCUGCACGCGCUACACGUUUUGAGUCGCCAAUGUACAUCCGCUUCAAGCCUCAGGUGUUUGGACUCCCGCCGGGUCAUUGUCCAGCUUUUCCAUUUCGCGACAACGAGGCGCUCUAAAGCGGCCGCGCCAGCGGCCUAUCCGAAGGAAGAUAUCGAGCCAACCGACUGCACGACGCAAUUGCACUGGAUAACCACCGAUGCGGACAAACACGUUCAAGUUCUUUUGUAGCGGGGGAGGGGCCAUUCUAGCCCGAGAGGAAGUGCGUCACUCCGCCCCAUUUUAGCCACGCCCCCCCAAAAAUCUGGAAAAGCAGAAAUGGUGACAACAGUUUAACGCUAUAUCUCUGCUAUGAAUGUUUGAUAAGACUUUAUUGAGAUCGAUAUCAGUACGAGUUUUCACUCACCGAUUCCCGAUGCCGCUCGUACUUUUGCUCCAUCAAAUUUCAAUGGACAAAAUGGCAGAUAAGUGAUUUUGGCUCCUGUGGAAAGUUUGCAGCUUUGGCAAUUUUGCAAGCCAGGUCACCACUCUGUGCCAAGCCCUGGAAGGCGCCAUGAAGGCACGGAAUGAUGCCACCGUUUCUAUGCCCUUGUGCUCUUUUGUGGUCGCUUCAACUGGCGUGCGGGUGUCGUUUGCGUUGUGUGUUUUUUUUUUAACUCGGGCCUGCUCCUCACUUCCUGUUUGUUCCCGCUGACGCUUCGGUUCGUUUGCACGUUUGUUUUUUUGUGUUAUUUAUGUUUCCGAGGCGCGCAGAUUGUUCACGAUGCGUAUGCGUGCGCCCCC